AGGGUCGACGUCCCCCACGAGGGGACUGAACAAAGAGACCAAGGUUACAAUCAAUGGUGUGACCUUUCCCCUCACCCUGGGAACCCCCGCGCAGCCCCUGCUGAAGCCUGGUGAUUGGAGCUACUGUGACUAUUUCUGGGUGAGGGGUCACUGGGCACCUUGUCGCCAUGGUGACAUUAUCCCCCCUUCUGUUCUCUCACCUUCCCCAACACAUCACAUCACUACAGCUGCACUCACGACAGCCCAAUGGUCCUCCCACCAUUUUUCACCAUUGUAACACCAUGCACUUGUAUUACAUUAUUAUCACAGUGCUUAAUUUGUGAAUCAAAGGCUAUAUGAGAGCGGAGGGGCAAGCGCAGGUCCCGGAAGUCGUACGAAACGCAGUGAGAGAUGCUGGCAAAAAAAUAUGUGCUGGAACGCAGACAGUCAAAAACAGAGAGGACCUGGAAUGGAUUCCGACAGGAUCCGGCACAAAUUAAGCAUCGUAUAUAUUGUAAACCCACGUACAUGAGUAUGGGUUAGAAGCCGCCAGUUGUCAUAGUGCCUAGAUUUUCAGCAUCGCACAGUACACAACUUUUCACCAUCGUAGGAGUACUCUUUGUGUUGCUUAUUUAACUGAAUGUUUGAGUUAUGGUGGAAAUUUCUGUCGUUGUAAAUCAAGUGACACAUUCUCUCAUUCCCAAGACUGAUAAAAAGGACCCCCAAGGGGCCUCAUGCAUCACGGGCUUCGAGGUCCUGCUGCAGAAGCAGCUGAAGGGGAAGCAACUGCAGAAGGAGAUGGCGGAGUUCAUCCGGGAGAGAAUAAAGAUAGAAGAGGAAUAUGCCAAGAACCUGGCCAAGCUCUCACAGGUCCCCCUGGCCGCUGGAGAAGAAGGCACCCUGGGCGAAGCCUGGAGCCAGCUGAAGCGCAGCCUGGCGGACGAGGCCGAGGUGCACCUCAGGUUCUCAUGCAAGCUCCACUCGGAGGUGGAGAAACCUCUCCUGUCACUCCGAGACAACUUCAAGAAAGACAUGAAGAAGUAUGACCAGAACAUCUCUGAGCUGCGCAAGCAGCUACUGAGCCGAUACGUCGCUGUGGAGAAGGCUCGCAAAGCCCUGACAGACCGUCAGAAAGACCUGGAGGUCAAAACGCAACAACUCGAGGUCAAGCUAAGCAACAAAACAGAGGUGGACAUCAAAAAGGCCCGGAGAAAAUCCACCCAGGCAGGGGAUGAACUUAUGCGCUGCAUCGACCUUUACAACCAGGCGCAGUGUCGGUGGUUCGAGGAGAUGGUCACAUCGAGCAUGGAGCUGGAGAAGCUGGAGGUAGAUCGUGUGAAGACGAUACGACAACACCUCUGUCGGUACACCAUGCUGAGACGAGAAACUGACAUGUUUAGCCAAAGUAUGCUGGAGCCCGUGGACCAGCUACUGAAAAGCGUGGACCCAGCCAGGGACCGGCAGCUGUGGGUGAUGGAGCACAUGACCGGGCAAAUCCGGCCUGUGGACCUGGACCUCUAGAGGAUAGUGAAGGGGGCCCAGGCUGCCCUCUACAGCAGCGUUUCUCAAGCCGGUCCUCAGGGGACCCCAAGACAGUCCACAUUUUUGUUUCCUUCCAGCUCCCAGCCAAUCAAGAACACCGGAUACCUGGUACAGGUGGGCUGGGAGCCGGGCAGGAGCAAAAAUGUGGACUGUCUUGGGAUUCUCACGGACUGGAUUGAGAAACGUUCUACAGCACAGAGAUGCCUGGCAGAUACUCUCAUCCAAAGCUACUGGCAUAGCUGGAAAUGUUUUAUUAUGGUUUUUAUUUAUUUUUUAAAUACACAGACUUAGCUGUUACUGUUAAUAUCUUUAUGGUUAUGAAACAGGCUCUGGUAUCAUAAAUCUUAUUUUGUUACUUUACACCUUGAAUUCUCGUACAUGUUUGUGUAAAAUGUGACCUGACAAAUCUGUUUUGUGAAAAUUAAUGAACUCAUGUGCAUCCUCUCAUUCUAGUUAAUUGUGACUAUUAAGUGUUUUAAAGUACUGUAAAGGUUUGAUUAAAUGGAUGUUAAACCGUC
Brienomyrus brachyistius is the source of this 2039-nucleotide messenger RNA. Its product is annotated as growth arrest-specific protein 7-like. The transcript has 10 exons. Bases 631 to 1500 code for a protein of 289 amino acids. Gene Ontology annotation, molecular function: actin filament binding. Gene Ontology annotation, biological process: neuron projection morphogenesis; actin filament polymerization. Gene Ontology annotation, cellular component: actin filament; plasma membrane; cytoplasm. The record is from RefSeq and is a predicted model, not a curated record. Lineage: Eukaryota; Metazoa; Chordata; Actinopteri; Osteoglossiformes; Mormyridae.